Staurois parvus is the source of this 329-nucleotide messenger RNA. The record is from the annotation of a GenBank genome assembly. Lineage: Eukaryota; Metazoa; Chordata; Amphibia; Anura; Ranidae.
AUGGGGCCCCCGGGCAAUAGGGGAUCAUGGGGCCCCUGUGUCCUUGCCCAAACACAAAAAAGUCUAUGAAAAAGGUACCAGGGGCAUCUCAUGGGGGCCCCCUACUGACCCCAGGCCCUCGGGCAGUGCCCAAGUUUCCAAAUGGUCAGUCCGCCCCUGCUCAGAGCACUUGCUUGGUGCACUUAUUUGCAGUGGAGCACUGUUGGUUGGAGUUGUGGAGCAUAUUUUUAUUCAAGCACAAUUUAUUCAAGCACAAUAUUGAGUUGGAGCUGUCACAACAAAUGUACUUUAAUUAUAUAUCUCACUUUGGACCCUUAUAUGACAUGUUA